CAUUUUUUGUUUUUAAAACUCUGCAUAAUAUACAUGUACCAUGUACGGACAUGGGACGUCACAUAUUAAGUAUGUGAAUUUAGCAAAUAAAUACGUAAACGUAAGGCGUUCACUCCCAAAAACAUAACCAGCUUCCAGUGGCAAACGCAGGGGUGGGGGGUGUACCCCCCCCCGAAAUUAGUGUAGUAAAUAAUGUAGAACAGCGUGAAUAGUAUGACAUUUAUGAAUUUUUUUAUUUGUUCACCCCCUCCCACCCCAUAAUUUUUUUCUGCAUUCGCCCCUGCCUUCUGCUAUGAUUUAUAUCGAGUUUCGAAACGUUUGUAUAAUUAAUGCAUCAGGCAAUAUUAUUAAAUAUGACCGGACAAAGAGAGAUUUAGAGAAAUAAAGUUCAAGAGUAAUUUGGUGAGUGGUACGAUGAUAUUUUCAGUAUCGACAUUAUCGGCUCCAUCUCGUCAGCAUGUAGGUACAAUGGUGAUUUUUUAGUUUUGUCACAUUGGUAGGUAUACGCUAUUGCGCAGAUUUUGAGGACCGAUUUUAAAUUUUUGCGGACGACUAGUUUUUUCACGAGUUAAAAAACACUUACUUCAAUUUUUAGAAUGCAAUUAUUUUGGGGAUUAUUCGAAUUAGCCGAAUGGAUAGAGUACUGGAUACGAUAUGGUGGAUCGGUGACGGGAAGCCGGCUCGCAAAUACAAUACACUUCUUUUCCGAGUAAAUAGGUAAAAUGCACGCUAUCUGCUUGAUAAAAUAUCAACUUGCCUAGCGCCCUUUAUAGUUAGGUACAACGUCAACAAUUCCACCACGAAAUUAAAAUUGACUACGUGGAGGGUUGAGUGUUGUUUCCAAGAACUGACAACAGCUCAACUGCCAAACCAUAUUGGUUACCAGCCAUGACCAUAUAGUUACCACGCCCUCGCACGACACGUAGGCACAAUCCGACAUUAUAAAAUCUUAUCUUCCGAGACCGUAGUCGUUUCGGGGUUGUUUAAUGAUAACAUUACAUUGUUACGUAUUCUAUAGUCCAUAUCGAUUUCUAAGUUCUUGUUGAUCGAACAACACGAUAAUUAAUACUAAAAGAUACAAUCAAUUAACUAUUUUUUCGUCAGAAAUUAUUGCAAGAUGUCACGUGAAAUCCCGAUUCCACCUCUAACUGGAACAUUUAAAAGAAGACUUCUAAAUGAAUUAGCAAUCUUUAAUCAGAGAACGCCACCAAGAAUGUCUCUAGAUGGUCCCCUGCAAGACGAACGACAUUUCAAAGUUUUCUAUGUAAAUGUGCAAGGUACUGAAGGUACUUUAUGUGAUGGAGAAAAGUUUAAGUUGCAGUUCAAAUACAACUAUUUAUAUCCUAUUGAGCCGCCUAUAGUUUCAUUUGUAGGCGAAAACAUCCCAGUUCAUCCUCAAGUGGAAAGAAAUGGGCGUAUAUGUUUAUCAAUUCUUACUAGUGACUGGACAAUAGAAUUCACUGUUCAUUCGAUCUGCCUUUUAAUUCUGAAUUUACUACGGAGCUCAGAAGAAAAGGGAAUACUCGAAGAUUAUACUGAAUUAAAAACUGGCAAAAAAAUAAGAAAAUGAUUUCUUUACUAUGAUGGUUGUGUGCAGUUAUAAAAAUCAAUUCAAUUAUUUUUCAUUCUUCAAGAAGACAAUUGGCUCCACUGAACAUACCCGUAAUAUAUUCUUAUUGAGUGAAAAUUGUAUACAUAUAUUUAAUGCAAUUAAAUGUACUCAUUUAAACACAUUCAUUAAUUGUACCCAGAUCUUUUUAAUUGUAGAUUUGUUCAUUAUAAAUACCUAAAUA
Messenger RNA from Myzus persicae (green peach aphid), 1793 nucleotides. Its product is annotated as ubiquitin-conjugating enzyme E2 W-like. The transcript is spliced from 6 exons. Lineage: Eukaryota; Metazoa; Arthropoda; Insecta; Hemiptera; Aphididae. The coding region runs from base 1118 to 1570 and encodes 150 amino acids. The record is from RefSeq and is a predicted model, not a curated record.